AUCCCGCCAACCGCCGUCCACCAUUGCGUUCUGCCAUGUGGGAUCACGUCUCGUCUGUCACCAUCACAAAGUCGACCACUUGUGCUUGUGGUGGCUAAGCAGCAAGAGGAAUGACAGCAUCAGAGUCAGGCAGCAGUGAAGAUGUGGAUUCUAGCAUCAAAGCCCAACUGGAGGAUGAGGUUAUCCGGGAGGCCCUUACUUCAGGCAUGGAUCUGCGGCAGUAUUCACAGUCUGUAGAAAAGGAGCUACGUCAGUUGGAGAAUCUAAGUAUUCAGGAUUACAUUGGCAAGGCUCAGAACAUUGCCACACUCCAUCACCAGAUUACAGAAUGUGACUCCAUACUUGAGAACAUGCAAGGGAUGUUGGAAGGUUUCUUGACCCAUCUGUCGACCAUCAGUCAGGAGAUACAGUCUCUUCAAGAGCAAUCAGCCUCUAUAAAUGUCCAGCUCACCAACAGGAAGCAAGUCCAUGUAGAAAUGUCAACCUUUAUUGACCAGCUCAUGGUUCCUGAAAUUAUGAUUCAGCAUAUCCUCAACACACCUGUCACAGACAACCUCUUCAUGCAGCAGCUCAAGGCUCUCAACCAGAAAAGCAAAUUCAUCAAGGAACAGAAUUUUAGAGAUGCCCAUUCUUGCCAAGAUGUACAGGACAUUGUAGACAAACUCACAGUGAAAGCUGUCACCAAGAUAAGGGAGUAUCUACUGCAAAAGAUAUACCAGUUCCGGAAACCUCUCUCCAAUUACCAGAUACCACAGAAUGCCAUGAUUAAACAUAAGUUUUUCUUUGAAUUUUUACUUCUACAUGCAAGAACAGUUGCUGCUGAAAUACAUGAUGAAUAUGUUGAAACUAUGAGUAGAGUGUACAGCUCAUACUUCCAGUCCUACACCAAGCAGUUGUGGAAGCUGCAGUAUGAAGAAGGUGUGACCCGGGAUGAUCUGAUGGGAGUUGAAGACUCUCGUGCCAACAGCUUCUUCACCAAAAGUCUAAAGAGCAGAGGGACUGUGUUCACUUUGGGUACUAGGGAUUCAGUACUCUCGCCAACUGGCCUCAUCCAGGAUAUUAUUGUGCCACACACUGCUGGCAAAGGGGAGACUAAGUAUGCCUUUGAAGUCCUCUUCAGGAGUCAGCAAUAUGCACUAAUGGACAAUGGGUGCAGGGAAUACAUCUUUCUGACAGAGUUUUUCAUGGUGCAUGAUGCAGAUGCCAUGAAACUCUACAUGACUGUCAUGGGAAAAACUCUUCAGCAUGUCCAGAAAGAAGUCUGUGGUGUGGUGAUGGGUUGCUAUGAUUCCAUUGCCCUGUAUCUCUGUGUUCACCUCAUCCACCAAUACCGGUUACUGUGCCAUAAGAGAGCUGUUCCUGCCUUGGACAACCAUUGGGAACAACUUCUUCACAUGAUAUGGCCAAGAUUUGAGUACGUGGUGAAGAUGAACAUCCAGAGUAUUCAGGCGUGUGACCCAUCUAAGAUGGCCGCUUUGGACAUGAGACCACACUAUAUCACACGACGUUAUGCGGAGUUCAGUGGUGCUGUGAUGGUGCUACAUGAAAAGUUUCCCUUGGAGGGUGUGGAUGGCCUAAUGCUGCAGCUCCAGGAUGAGGUGGAGAAGGUUAUCCUCAAGAUGGCUGCUGUUUUUCAUAACAGGAAAGAUCAGCUAAUUUUCCUCAUCAACAAUUAUGACAUGAUGCUGUCAGUUCUUUCGGAAAAGACAAGGGAGGACAGCAGAGAGUGUGAACGACUGAAGGAACUCUUGGGUCAGCGGACAGGAGAAUAUAUUGAAGAAGUGUUAGCACCUCAUUUUGGAGGCAUGUUGACCUUUGUGAGAGAGACCGACCACCUCAUUGCCAACAAUAACACUGAAGCUCUGAAGGAUUAUGAAAAGAAAGUUGUUCCUCUUGUGAGAUCCUUCUCAUCAACUUGGAAGAAAUCUGUGGAGCGGCUAAACAAUGAAGUUAUGCAGUGCUUUACCAACUUUCGAACAGGCACUGUAGUAUUGCAGCGUGCCCUUGAGACUCUCAUCACUGCCCACCACACUUUCAAUCGAACCCUGGCCCAUGCAGCCUUCCAUCACCUGAACAUCAAGGCAGACAUUGUUAAUUCUCACCACUUAAUAGUGGAAGCUAAAAAAUACAAGCCAACUUUUUAGAAAAAAGCCUGAAACAUGUAUAGUACCGUCAAAAAUACAUUAGAUACAUUGGUAUAUUUGGGAUGAUAUUUAUCUAUGUUAUAGGUAUGGUUGUGGUACACUUGGAAAUAUUCAUUGCAUGAAUGUAGACUUUAUAUGGUUGGAGAGCCAGGUAUUUGAACAUCUUAUCUGAUUACUCUUACCUGAUGAUUUGUUAUUGUUUGUGAAGAAUAUAUGUUAGACCCACUGUAUAGAAAAUCAUUUGAUUAUGUGAUCCUUUGCAUAUAGCUGGAAAUAGAGUGGUAUUUUGAUUUAUGAGUGCCCUAACUUAUGAGGUUUUUUUUCUUUAAUUCAAGCUGUCACUUUGAGGAUUUUUUGUUUUAUGUUGCAAGCAAAAUUCAAGAUAUGCAAGCUUCAGAUAUGCCACUGCUGAAUAUGAAAUGUGCCAUACACCAGCAUUAAUAGUCUCAUCUCAGGAUUAAGGGAGUUAAAUGUUUAUUCAAAUGAGAAAAAUUCACAUAUUUUGGGCCUCAUUGAAAUUAUAUUAUAUGAUGAUUUAGAAGGCAUAAAGAACAUUGGAAAAAAUAUAUACAAAAAUUUGGGAAAAAGUAUAGUAAAUAAGAAAGUAAGAGGAAUUCUAUUUUUAGUUAAGAAAAGUGUAAAAGUGAUUGAAAUAUAAUAUGACAAUGGACUAGCCGAGAUUGGAGUGGAAAAUAUAUAAGAAAAAAAAGAGACAAUUCAUACUGACUUACAUACCACCCAAAGGUAAUGCUGGUAAAACAAAGAAUAUGAAGAAAUUAUGAGAUACAAAGAACUGGUUAGAAAAAAUGGUGAGUAGUGAAAAAGUGAUAAUGACUGAAGACUUUAACUCUACAAUGUGCUGGGAUGAAUGAUACACUGUGGGGAUGGAAUGAGCUUGGAGAAAUAAAUUAUUUCAAUUGGCAA
Messenger RNA from Portunus trituberculatus (swimming crab), 3068 nucleotides. It is a transcript of the gene Vps52, whose product is annotated as vacuolar protein sorting-associated protein 52 homolog. The record is from RefSeq and is a predicted model, not a curated record. Gene Ontology annotation, molecular function: syntaxin binding. Gene Ontology annotation, biological process: Golgi to vacuole transport; endocytic recycling; lysosomal transport. Bases 111 to 2144 code for a protein of 677 amino acids. Gene Ontology annotation, cellular component: GARP complex. NCBI's taxonomy places the organism in Eukaryota, Metazoa, Arthropoda, Malacostraca, Decapoda, Portunidae. The transcript is spliced from 14 exons.